Molecule: messenger RNA, 2012 nt
Organism: Xiphias gladius (swordfish)
Lineage: Eukaryota; Metazoa; Chordata; Actinopteri; Istiophoriformes; Xiphiidae
Product: ATP-sensitive inward rectifier potassium channel 1-like
Exons: 2
Coding region: 159-1313 (384 amino acids)
Biological process (GO): regulation of monoatomic ion transmembrane transport; potassium ion import across plasma membrane
Cellular component (GO): plasma membrane
Molecular function (GO): ATP-activated inward rectifier potassium channel activity
Source: RefSeq, a predicted model, not a curated record
UGGCUCCCGUGUCUGUAUGAAGCCAGUGUACAUGGUGACAUGUGGCUGGGAUUAGGGAAUUUCACUGUGGAUUAAAAUCUUUCCAACGCCUCCAUGGCCACUUGCGAAAAGAAAGGAGUCUGAAGUUCCAGGAGAGAUCCAGUGAGCAGUCUGGGUCCAUGGUCUCAGGGAGCAGCUCCAGGAUGUUCCAGCUGCUCCAAGGUCACAUCCAGUCAGCUGGACACCGAAGUUGCAAAACACGCCUGGUCACCAAAGACGGGCGCUGCAACAUCGAGUUUGGCAACAUUGAAUACGGUAACCACUUCGCGUACCUGCUGGACCUCUGGACCACCUUCGUGGAGAUCCGCUGGCGCUUCGUUCUCCUCCUGUUUGUGGCUUCAUUCACAGGUAGCUGGUUUAUUUUCAGCCUUCUGUGGUACUGGAUCGCAAAGAGCAACGGGGAUCUGACUGGACAGAACCGUACAGAUGGACACGUCCAGUGUAUAGACAAUGUUAACGGCCUCACGACGGCGUUCCUCUACUCUUUAGAGACCCAAACCACAAUUGGGUAUGGCGGCAGGGCGCUGACUGGGCACUGUGCCGGCACGGUAGCUCUCAUUAUCAUCCAGUCUCUAAUCGGAGUCUUCAUCAACUGCUUCAUGUGUGGCGUCAUCUUGGCCAAGGUCUCCUUACCCAAAAAAAGGGCAAAGACUGUCACCUUCAGCAACACGGCUGUCAUCUGUUUGAAGAAAGGCAGCCUGUGCCUCCUGAUCAGAGUGGCCAACCUUCGAAAGACCCUAUUAAUCGGCAGCCAGAUCUACGGCAAGCUGCUUAGGACGACGACCACACCGGACGGAGAGACCAUCAUCCUGAACCAGGUGGACAUUGACUUUACGGUUGACGCUGGCAAGGAUAACUUGUUUUUUGUUUGCCCUCUGACCCUCUACCAUGUGAUUAACAGAUCGAGCCCAUUCUACGAGCUGUCAGCUGACACCCUCCCCCAGCAGGACUUUGAGUUGGUGGUCUUUUUGGAUGGGACAGCCGAGUCCACCAGCUCCUCCUGUCAAGUCCGAACCUCCUACAUCCCACAGGAGAUUCAGUGGGGAUACAGUUUUCUGCCCAUCAUUUCCCGCACCAAGACGGGAAAGUAUCGCGUCGACUUCUCAAACUUUUCCAAGAGCGUCCGGGUCACCACGCCGCACUGCGUCCACUGCUUCGAGACCGACGCAGACCACCGAAACCACAACGCCCACAACCAGCAGAAGAUCGGGAUCGACAACCUGGGGUUUCAGGUGAUUGACAUUCACGAUUUCGUGGACAUCACAAAAAUGUGAACGAGUAGGGAAGGGACUCGUUCUCAGACUGAAAGUAAAGCGUCGUGAAUCAGGAUGUUGGGCAUAAGGUGUGACAAGCAGCGUGUUCGUUACUUCCUUUUUAACCAGAGUUUCACUUUUAGAGUCUUAGACCUCACCGUGUAUACUGGCGAAAGAAAUACUCUGUCACUCUGCUUCUUCCAGUGAACACGUGAAUUACUGUCAACUCUUUUGGCCUUGAACGGCAAAAAAAAUACUCAAAGUUGUUAAACUGUCUGGAUAAAAAUUCAGACGUGAGCGAGGGCUAAGCUGCUCGUUUCAAUCGAAGCGCCGCGGGACUUGUGACUUUGUCUAGGUAAUGUGUGGAAGCUGGAGGAAGAGGGAUUGAAGUUUGGACGCGAAGAGAAAUGAAAGGGGUAAAAUACCGAUUGGCACAGUGGGUACUUCUUGAGGAGAUUAGGGCCUGAGCCUGUUAUAAUGAAAAACUGUGUGCCAUAAAGGCUGGGGGAGGACAAAAAAAAAAAAAAGUGGGACAGGCCUUUUAAGUUUUCUCAUUAAUCCUACUAAAACGCUAAUUCUAUGCUGUUUUUUGUCUUGUUGACACAUCUUGCGUGCCUUGAUAAUUAGGAAAACUGUGAACGUAGCUGCUAUGAUGCGAUGAUUUUUUAAUUGCGACCAGUCUACAAUUCGUAGAUCAUGCUGUGUAACACUGAAACUUGU